AUGCUCCUAUUGAAAAAAUCCAAGACUCCGGAAAUCCAAAUUAGCGGCAAUGCUCCAAUCGAAAGGCUCAGUGUCAUUUCCACAGAGAGCAAUCUUGACUUUGACAAAAUGCUACGUAGCUCGUUCUACUACGAGGUGUCUAACUUUAAUGGCUUUCUUGAACUUUUGCAGCAGCUCGCUUCCUUUUCCUUCUGGCUCCAAUUGACUAAGGGAGACUCGUGUCUCGUUAUUGAUUCUCAAAACCCGAACAGAAUCGAUCUCCAUCUCAGUGAGCACGACCUCACUCUGAACAACUACAUUACACGAUACCUCAAAUUCACAAAGCAGAGUCCGAUGAAGGCAAUGGGGGAUACCAAGUCGUAUUAUAGAACGAGCAUGACGUACGACGAUUCCAAGACAACCAAGGACCAUAGAGACUUUCGAUUUCUUCUCGACAGAGUCUUUAGCGAUGCAUUAUUGAGGUUGUCACUGAAAAGCGCUGUCACCCUCCUAGAAAAUCAUAGACAAACUCCCAACGUUAUGUCUUUACAGAUUAAUGAACGUGCAGAUUUAAGUCCACUCAAAGCCGAUCACAUUGAUGAAUCGCACGAUUUCUACGAAUAUCUCAGUCUUCUCCAUUUAAAUAAAGUGCCUGAAAUUUCCAGGAGCGAGUAUGAAAAAGUUACCAGUAUGUACGAGGUACCAGCAAUUGGCCCAAGCGGAAAUUCUCCAAAGCACUUAUUUCUAUUUGCAUUCAAAUUUGUUCAUCCCGCAGUUCUUCAAGAAGUUGUGAUAAAAGACUCCGUCAUUUCCACUUUGUCAAAUACAAAGCUGAAACACCGACUCUCGUAUCGAAGUGCUUCAGGGCUCUACACUUGGAUGCUCGCAUAA
Molecule: messenger RNA, 870 nt
Organism: Candidozyma auris
Lineage: Eukaryota; Fungi; Ascomycota; Pichiomycetes; Serinales; Metschnikowiaceae
Exons: 1
Coding region: 1-870 (289 amino acids)
Source: RefSeq, a predicted model, not a curated record